CUAUGAGUGAAGCGGACAGAAAGAGGACGGACGCAUUCAAGAUAACAAGAUAAACGGGCAGACCAGCUAGACAACAGAAUCUGAUCAAGAUGAUGAUGAUGAUAAAAAACCCCGUCACUCUGCUGACUUUAGCUUUGCUUUUGUCAUCUCUUACUGUCCUGGCAUAUCAAGGCGGCUUUGGUCCGAACGAGUGCUGUUUUGACUUUAUCUCCACACGGCUGCGUAAGGACAGGGUGUUGAACUUCACAUACACAGACAAGCGGUGUUCAAUGGAGGGCGUGCUCUUUAAGAUGAUGAACGGUGCUGAAAUCUGCGCCGACCCGACUGCGCAUUGGGUCAAGACUCUCAUCAAGGCCAAAGAGAAAGUCAAGACCAACUGACCCAAUUUGUGUUUUAACGCCACACUUAAAAGCUCAUGGAGCUGACCAGAAGCAAUGGUGUAAUGAUAAUCUAUCUUCACAGCUUUCUUUUUCUAUACACAAUUUUUUUACUGUACACUCAAAAGCAAAAUAACUCCUCAAAUGGCUGCUUUUUUAUCACCUGUUCUUUUGUCAGUUUUAACGUGGUUUCAGGUGAUGUAUCAAAGGAUUGUUUUCUGACAUAAUGAUUAAAAAAAUGCAUAUUAUACAA
Molecule: messenger RNA, 630 nt
Organism: Plectropomus leopardus (leopard coralgrouper)
Lineage: Eukaryota; Metazoa; Chordata; Actinopteri; Perciformes; Serranidae
Product: monocyte chemotactic protein 1B
Biological process (GO): immune response
Cellular component (GO): extracellular region
Molecular function (GO): chemokine activity
Source: RefSeq, a predicted model, not a curated record